AUGGGAAAUAAUUUUUGUUACUCAAAAAUAGACUAAGAAUCAACCAUAUCGUAAUUAAUUUGUUUAUAGAAAUUAAAUGAAUGCAAUGUAUAUCUAACCAUUGGAAAAAUAGAAAAUGAAGCUGUUGAUUGUAUGGUAUAGGAGAACGACUAAUUUUAAAAAUUUCCAGUUCCAUGUAAAUUUUAAACGAAUGAUAACACGUACAAUUUCAUCAAAUCUACUGAAAAAAAUUCAAAAAAUUAUAUUUAAGUUUUGUUGAAAAACUAUGUAAAUGGAGCUGGCUAAAAUCAUAAUGAAGGAGAAAAGUAAAAAUUAUAUGAAAUAAUUUAAGAUGUUCUUAAAAUAGCUGAUGAAAGAUAAAUGAGAUCUAUAGCGUUUCCAGUAUUUUUAAUAAAAGAUUAUACAACCUCAGCAACAAUAAUGCUUAUGGCAAUAAAAAUAUUCAUUGUAGAAUAAAUCUGUUAAAGACUGACAAAAAUUUAUAUCAUUUUAAAUUCCAUUGAAUAAGUCUCGAGUUUCAAAUGGGUAUUUUCAUAGGUCUUUGAUAUAAGAAAGUCCUAAAGAUUGUAUGAUAGUUCAAUCAAUGAAGAUUGGGAAUUGAGAACCACUGAACUCCUAAACUAAAAUGUGUAAAUAGUGAAGAGUAGUAUGCCUUGA
Messenger RNA from Paramecium tetraurelia, 657 nucleotides. RefSeq lists its product as uncharacterized. The transcript is spliced from 4 exons. The record is from RefSeq and is a predicted model, not a curated record. NCBI's taxonomy places the organism in Eukaryota, Ciliophora, Oligohymenophorea, Peniculida, Parameciidae.